AUUGCUUGCCCUCAGACUUUCGUCGUAGCAACUCAAGCUAGCCUCCUUGUACACAAAGUAGUUCUGUUAGUUCAGUAGUUGUAAUCCGAAUCCGAAAAGAAUCCAUGGAAACCAAAGUCCUAUCCAGCGGAAUCCGGCACACUUCCCUCCCUGAAAACUACGUCCGGCCUGAAUCCGACCGGCCAAGGCUAUCGGAGGUCGCCGACUGCAACAAUGUUCCGGUCAUCGAUUUGGGCUGCGGAGAACGAAAGCUAAUAGUCAAACAAAUUGCGCAAGCCUGCUCCGAAUAUGGAUUUUUCCAGGUUAUAAAUCAUGGGGUACCAAAGAAAGCGAUAGAGGACAUGCUAAAAGUAGCCCAAGAAUUUUUCCAGUUGCCAGUAGAGGAGAAGAUGAAACUCUACUCCGAUGACCCAUCAAAAACCAUGAGACUUUCCACCAGUUUCAAUGUCAAAAAAGAAACUGUUCAUAACUGGAGAGACUAUCUUAGACUUCACUGCCAUCCAUUGGAGAAAUACUCACCAGAAUGGCCUUCAAACCCGUCUUGUUUCAGGGCUAUUGUGAGGAAUUAUGUGAAGGAAGUUCGAGAACUUGGAUUUAGAGUAGAAGAAGCCAUAUCAGAAAGCUUAGGCCUGGAAAAGAGUAGCAUCCGCGAGGUGUUGGGCGAGCAGGGUCAGCAUAUGGCCGUCAACUUCUGCAUUCCGUGCUGGAAACCGGAGCGCACUUACAGCUUGCCGGCGCAUACUGAUCCCAAUGACCUCACCAUUCUCCUUCAAGACACGCAGGCUUCAUGCUUCCAAGUCCUCAAGGAUGGCAAGUGGUUGGCUAUGAAACCUCACCCAGAUGCCUUUGUUAUCAACCUUGGUGAUCAACUGCAGGCACUCAGGAAUGGCAAGUACAAGAGCGUAUGUUACAGUGCUAUUGUGAACAAACAUGGAGCAAGAAUGUUGAACAUGUCUCUCAAAAUGGAAGAACCCAUACCAAACCUUCAAGAAACUGAACUCAAUGUCACUGCAACGCCGCAACAACGCCUAACAAAUUAUCCUCCGCCACCAGCAUCUGAUCACACUCCGCCGCCACAUCAAAGGUCUCGCUUUUGGGGCAAAGUUGUUAAGAUUACGAAACGUCUUACGGUUGAAUUAAUUUGGAGAGCACUUUUUGAUGAACUUGCUGAUGAGUGAUGACGCGGGUAUAUAAUAUUCAGGGCCGGCCCGGGCCAUGAAAGACUAUAGAAAUGUAAAAGCCACUUAUUAUCAACGGCUGAUGACUAUAAUGUGUAUUUGAUAGACAUGAUUUUCAAGGAGAAAUUUUUACAUUUAGGAUCA
Messenger RNA from Ipomoea triloba (trilobed morning glory), 1322 nucleotides. RefSeq names its product protein DOWNY MILDEW RESISTANCE 6-like. The transcript is spliced from 5 exons. NCBI's taxonomy places the organism in Eukaryota, Viridiplantae, Streptophyta, Magnoliopsida, Solanales, Convolvulaceae. The record is from RefSeq and is a predicted model, not a curated record. Bases 105 to 1178 code for a protein of 357 amino acids.